UGGAGAACUACGGUGCUCACAACGAGCGAGCCGAGUAUACUUGCAAACUCAACUACGGACCUUAACAUUGCUGACCAAAGGAAAUCAUAAAGUCAAUAUCUGACGAUGACGAACAUUCAAAUGAAAACUAACUUCAUGGCGGUGUAAGACAUAAGAUGUUGACUUUCAGCAUUAGGAGUCACAACUUGGUUCAUCCCGCAUCUCUAUGAGAAGAUGUUUUCUAUUCCAGACAAAUUUCAUCUUGCCUUUGACAAUUGGACAACAAUAUCUAUGCUUCUGAUGAUUCUGAUGAGAGACUUCAGAGUCGAUUCCUUCACAUGUCAUCAAACUGAAUACAGGACAGGAGAUGAAUGCUGUCCUCUGUGUCCUGCUGGCCACAGAGUCAAAGAAGACUGCACAGAGUUCAAAAGUACAGACUGUCAGAGAUGUUCAGAUGGGACUUUCAUGAACCUGCCAAAUGGACUGAAGAGAUGCAAUCCAUGUUCUACCUGUGAUUCAGGAGCUGGUCUGAAGGAAAAGCAACAAUGUAAACUAACUAGAGACACAGUUUGUGAACCAAUGGAGGGAUUCUUCUGUACAGACCUUAAAUCAGAAGGUUGUGCUGUAGCACAGAAACACAGGAUCUGUGAACCAGGACAGUACAUCAGCAGCAAUGGAACAGCCUCCACAGACACAGAAUGCUCUGAAUGCAGCAGUGGAUCAUUUUCUGAUGGAUCUAUGUUGUCAUGUCAGCCUCACAGACAAUGUGAAAAAGAAAACCUACUGCUGAUAAAAGCAGGAACAUCUUCAACUGAUGCUGAAUGUGGAGAAAAAAGUUCCAACACCACAGGAAUUGUGAUCAGUAUUCUGGUGGUUUUAUUAGUUGCAGCAACAACAAUUGUUCUCUGGAAAACUAAAAAAAAUUAAUACCAAACAUUUGUACAAAACGGAAAAAAACCCAAAGGGGCACAACAGAAGGAGCAGAACAGGGAGAAUAUGAGCGCAAUAAACACAAACUCACAUGCUGAUGAUGAUUAGAUACUAUCUAGUAGCCACAGCUUCCCUGGGACAAUCUGACAGGUGAUGCUACCAAACACGGGCAACACCAGGUUCUCUGAUCAGAACCAGCAAGCAAGGCGAGUGAACUGACUUCCAGAAGGUCAUAACGACCAAGAUCGAUGAACCAGCAACCUACCGAUUGAAGGGAAAGUCCUUCUACCAUCACCAUUAAAUGAAUUACUCCAUGUGAAACCAACCAACCUGAGAAAUUUGGACAGUUUUGUAAAGAAAUCUGAGUGAUCUGGAUGUGAUCAGUGAGAUCCACCAGCUUUAAAAUCAUUUUAUUGAUAUUUAUAUUCUGCUUCACAGGACUUGACAUAAAAUGUCAACGUUGUUGAUAUCUUUCUAAUUUUCUGAAAUCCUAAAAACAGCUGAACAAAUAGCAUUACAGUUAUUAUUGUGCUUUUCUUUUGCAGAUAAAAAUGCUCAAGUGAAUAACUUUAUUCAUAAUAAAUGUAAUUUUUUUAAUGCUGUCAUGCAUUUAUUGUCACAAAGACAUAUUCACCAUAGUGACUUGUAUCAAAGUGGUGAAGAAGUGAUUUACCAGGGCCAUUCAUUGGUACAUUUGUUCAUUUGUUAGCAGUGACUAUUGAUGAUGUGAUUUUAGAUAAGACGUUAAUUUAGACACCAGCUGAGAGUUGAAGAAAAUCUUCUGAAACUGAAGUUGCUAUGUUGAAUUUUCUGCUUCUGACAGUAGGCUUUGACUUGUCUUGAUGUCUCUUUGAAGAGCAAAUGUAAAUAUAUUUUGUAAUUAAAUAUUGAAAAUGUGAAACUUA
Messenger RNA from Poeciliopsis prolifica (blackstripe livebearer), 1814 nucleotides. Its product is annotated as tumor necrosis factor receptor superfamily member 14-like. Gene Ontology annotation, biological process: positive regulation of T cell migration; positive regulation of cytokine production involved in immune response; signal transduction. Gene Ontology annotation, molecular function: transmembrane signaling receptor activity; protein binding. The transcript has 10 exons. Gene Ontology annotation, cellular component: membrane; external side of plasma membrane. Lineage: Eukaryota; Metazoa; Chordata; Actinopteri; Cyprinodontiformes; Poeciliidae. The record is from RefSeq and is a predicted model, not a curated record. The coding region runs from base 214 to 906 and encodes 230 amino acids.